This is a messenger RNA of Xiphias gladius (swordfish), 467 nucleotides long. It is a transcript of the gene mbpa, whose product is annotated as myelin basic protein a. Lineage: Eukaryota; Metazoa; Chordata; Actinopteri; Istiophoriformes; Xiphiidae. The coding region runs from base 34 to 432 and encodes 132 amino acids. The transcript has 6 exons. The record is from RefSeq and is a predicted model, not a curated record. Gene Ontology annotation, molecular function: structural constituent of myelin sheath.
GGUCAACCUCACCCAUCCUCAGCGACAGAUAGCAUGGCUACGGCGAGCACCUCAGGGCAGAGCACCUUCGGGCUCGGGAGGAAAAAGAAGAACCCUGGACUCAUGGAUCAGAUUAGCAACUUCUUUGGAGGAGACAAAAAGAAAAGGAGCAAGGGGUCGUUCCGGGGUCACCUGGCCUCCUCACCCCAGCAAUCCUCUGCUCGCCGCCGGACCAAUGAAAAUGCUGUGGUGCAUUUCUUCAGGAGCAUUGUUUCCUCUCCUCGUCCUAAAUCCAGGUGGAGAGAUGUCUGGGGCUUGGCCUCGUCGCCACGUGCCGAGAGCACAAAGUCGCCGGUCAAAAGACGCAGGGACCAAAGCACAUUCUCCAGAAUCUUCAACCUGGGAGAAAGCAAGUCCCGUCCACCCCCUAAACGCUGGAGCACCAUCUUCUAAGCUCUCCGCCGCGGACCAAACCACAGAUCCAACGC